Carcharodon carcharias (great white shark) is the source of this 1271-nucleotide messenger RNA. Its product is annotated as STKc_p38 domain-containing protein. Lineage: Eukaryota; Metazoa; Chordata; Chondrichthyes; Lamniformes; Lamnidae. The record is from RefSeq and is a predicted model, not a curated record. Gene Ontology annotation, cellular component: nucleus; cytoplasm. The transcript has 12 exons. Gene Ontology annotation, molecular function: ATP binding; MAP kinase activity. The coding region runs from base 103 to 1182 and encodes 359 amino acids. Gene Ontology annotation, biological process: intracellular signal transduction; protein phosphorylation.
GCCUGGUGAAACUCACCUGAAACUGCCCUGGGGUCUGGCUGUUGCUGCUCUCUGGCGGUUCAGGGUUUCCAGGCAUUGACAGUCUUAGCGCCGCACAGGGACAUGGGGACCCCGGUGAGGAAAGGUUUUUACAGACACGAUAUUAACAAGACGACCUGGGAAGUGCCGCUCAGGUACACCGACCUCACCCCGAUAGGGUCAGGGGCUUACGGGAGCGUGUGUUCAGCUAUUGACCAGAAGACAGGCGAUAAAGUGGCUGUGAAGAAAUUGCACCGACCUUUCCAAUCUUUGUUGCAUGCCAAGCGAGCAUACCGAGAGCUCCGGCUGCUCAAACACAACAAACAGGAAAAUGUGAUUUGUCUGCUUAAUGUCUUCUCACCAGAAGACUAUUUACAUACAUUCCAGAGCUUUUACUUGGUGAUGCCAUUUGUGGAGCGGGACCUCAGUCAUAUCAUGAAAAAACAGAAACUAUCUGAGAAUAUGGUGGUAUAUCUUCUUUACCAGAUUCUACGUGGGCUGAAGUACAUCCAUUCUGCUGGGAUUGUGCACAGGGACCUCAAGCCUAGCAAUCUAGCAGUGAACCAGAACUGUGAACUGAAGAUUUUAGAUUUUGGACUAGCUCGUCCUACUGAGACAGAGAUGACGGGCUAUGUUAUAACUCGCUGGUACCGACCUCCUGAGAUUAUUCUGAAUUGGAUGCACUACAGUUAUUCAGUGGAUAUUUGGUCGGUAGGGUGCAUCUUGGCUGAGAUGGUCACAAGUUCAGUGGUCUUCCCUGGAUUUGACCAUUUUGAUCAGCUGAAAAAGAUCAUGAAUGUGACAGGAACUCCACCGCAAGCUCUGGUAGAUAAGAUGCAGAGCGAAGAGGCAAGAAACUAUGUUUACUCCCUCACACCAAAAAGGAAGAAAGAUUUCCAGCAGGUUUUUCCCACAAUGAAAAAGGAAGCGGUUGAUUUGUUGGAAAAGAUGCUGAAUCUAGAUCCUGAUGAGAGAAUAACUGCUGGUGAUGCAUUAGCACAGCCCUAUCUUAGUGAAUAUCAUGAUCCAGACAAUGAGCCAGUGGCGGAACCAUAUGAUGAUUCCUUUGAAAGUCUGGACCUAAAGAUUGAAGAAUGGAAGAGCCUUCUUCACAUGGAGAUUGCAACCUUCGACCCUGACAAUCCAAGACAAAUGGCAACAUGAUGCAGUCAUGAUUAGUCGUACUUUUAAAAUUGGAGAAUGCAAUUUAUUCAGGAUUUGUUUACUUCAUUAUUACAAAAACUGAAGCUCAA